This is a messenger RNA of Cyprinus carpio (common carp), 2462 nucleotides long. It is a transcript of the gene fscn2a, whose product is annotated as fascin actin-bundling protein 2, retinal a. Gene Ontology annotation, cellular component: cytoplasm; actin cytoskeleton. The record is from RefSeq and is a predicted model, not a curated record. Gene Ontology annotation, molecular function: actin filament binding; protein-macromolecule adaptor activity. Gene Ontology annotation, biological process: establishment or maintenance of cell polarity; cell migration; actin filament bundle assembly. Lineage: Eukaryota; Metazoa; Chordata; Actinopteri; Cypriniformes; Cyprinidae.
CGUGAUGUGCAUGAUGUCAGCAGCUUGUUGGAUUGAGGUGCUGUGCCCUGCUGAGCUUAAUCCAGGCUGAUCAGGAAGCAGCAAGCAGUCACCUGUGUGAAUCCAGAGAAGUAGCCAAAGGUAACCUAGUGUAGCCUGGGACUGCUGCUCUAACGAUAAAGAAUCAUAAGGAAACUCACAGGAACAACAGCAUUAAUCUGUAGUUGAGUCUGAGAGGACAAGGGAAGAAACGGGCAAGAAACUCAAAGUUCAGAGCAGGGAAAAAACUUUAAAUGACCUUUUAAUAGCUUCAGAGGAUAGUCAAGGGCAUUUUGUCAUCUUUAAUCUGCAACACAAAACACCUAAAACAAGGAAUCCACCUGGUCAGAAUGUCCACGAAUGGAAUAAGUAUGGCUCUAAAGCUCCAGUUCGGACUUAUUAAUUACGAAAAUCGUUACCUCACGGCAGAGGCAUUUGGGUUCAAGGUAAAUGCAUCUGGCACCAGCUUGAAGAAGAAACAGAUCUGGACCCUGGAGCAAGACCAGGACAGCCAGGUGGUUUUCUUGCGCAGUCAUCUCGGACGUUAUUUGGCCACAGAUAAAGAUGGCAAGGUGACCUGUGAGGAGGAAGUGCCAAACACAUCCUGCCGUUUCUUGCUUGUGACGCAGUCAGAUGGACGCUGGGCCUUACAAUCUGAGCCAUAUUCACGUUAUUUUGGAGGGUCUGCAGAAUAUUUGUCCUGUUUUGCCCAGACCAUUGGAGAAUCUGAACAAUGGGCCAUGCAUCUUGCCCUUCAUCCACAGGCCAACCUGCUAAGUGUAUCCCGUAAGCGCUACGCACGCUUGUCCACUGCAGAUGACGAGCUCUGCAUGGACAGUGACAUCCCCUGGGGCGUUGACUCCCUGAUCACUUUGGUCUAUCUGGAUGGCAAGUACAGUCUGAAGACCUGUGACAACCGCUUUCUCAGCAAUGAUGGUAAGCUGGUAAUGGAUCAUGGGCCUAACACUAGUUUCACCCUGGAACUUAAGUCUGGCAAGCUGGCCUUUAAGGACUGUGAGGGCAAGUUUCUCUCACCAACGGGCCCCUCAGGCACCUUGAAGUCUGGCCGCUGUUCAAGGCCAGGGAAAGAUGAGCUGUUUGACCUGGAAGAGAGCCACCCACAAGUUGUUUUCCAGGCAGCCAACAAAAGAUAUGUGUCUAUUCGUCAAGGCGUUAGCAUCUCAGCUAAUCAGGAUGAUGAGACAGACAUGGAGACAUUUCAGAUGGAGAUUGAUAAAGACACUAAGAAGUGCAUGUUCAGAACCAACGGUGGAAAUUACUGGACACUCGUUACUCACGGAGGGAUUCUGUCCACGGCUACAGAAGUCGAAGAAAGCACCAUGUUUGACAUUGAAUGGCUGGGCAGGCGAGUUGCUUUGAGAGCAAACAAUGGAAAAUAUGUCUGCACAAAGAAAAAUGGACAGCUUGCUGCUGUGAGUGAUUCUUUGGGGGAGGAUGAGCAGUUUGUGCUUAAGCUGAUUAAUCGUCCAAUCCUGGUCUUGCGUGGGGAGAACGGCUUUGUGUGUCACCACAAAACCUCCAAUAUACUGGACUGUAGCCGCUCUGUUUAUGAUAUCUUCUCUUUGCUUUUUAGUGAUGGUGCAUACCAUAUAAAAAGUGGAAAUGAAAAGUUCUGGUAUGUCUCCAGCAGUGGUCUGGUGUGCACAGAUGGGGAUAAACCUGAGGAUUUCUUCUUUGAGUUUGUGGAGUGUGGACGGGUUGGCAUCAAGGGUCAAAAUGGCAAAUACCUGCGUGGAGACCAGGGAGGCACACUGAAGGGUGACGGGCUCAGUGUGGAUGCCUCAUCCCUGUGGGAGCACUGAGUGCUGUAACAGAGACCCACAGACACACAAAUACAGACAGAUGUCACAGUGUAACAAAAAAAUCCUCCUGACACCUGUUCAAAUAAUGACUUUUCAGCAAUACGCUCUUCAUUGACUUUCUUUCUUUAAUCUUGUUUGUUUUGUGAGUGUGUGAAAUAUCUGUGGUUUUAUUUGUUUCUAAUACUGCAGAUAUUAGUAUCAUCCUUUGCUUCAUAGGAUACAAUACAACCUUACUUUACUCUGUCAGUUUUCAAAACAGUUACAAAAACGGUUGGUUAUUAAGUCUGUUCUGUUGAAAGGAGCACUACCUGAAGGUUCUUAGCAUGUUAUAAAAUGAAUGUUACAUUUGACAAAUAUAUUUGUAAAAUGCCUACAGCAGCAAGUGUCCAUGGACUCUAGAGUUGGAAAUAUUAGUUUAGCCAUCUUGCCCUAUCAUCAGACACCUUCACCUUCAUUUGUCAAACAGGAAUAGUAAACAAGAACUUUUGGUCAUGUCAGCCACUGACACUUUUAAAUCUCUUAACUUAUGACAGGCUUAUAGGCUGUCAGAUAAUUAGCAACAUUUCUACUAUGGUGAAUGUUUUAAGGUGUGUGUUUUCUCUGAGUUUAAAUUUGCAUCUG